This is a messenger RNA of Coregonus sp. 'balchen', 437 nucleotides long. Lineage: Eukaryota; Metazoa; Chordata; Actinopteri; Salmoniformes; Salmonidae. The record is from the annotation of a GenBank genome assembly.
AUGGACGUGCCUUGCUCCUCUCUGUCCACCCAGCCCGUCCUCCUCCCUGUCACCUUCCCUGACUAUCCUGGUCCCCCACUGAGUCCUGCCCUUGUGGACUCAGGUGCUGCAGGCAAUUUCCUAGACCAGUCAGUGGCCUUAUUGUUACGCAUUCCUCUAGUCCCUUCACAACCCCCUAUCCCAGUCCAUGCCCUAGACAACCGUUCCCUAGGAACAGGACUGGUGCGCCAGACCACGAUUCCCAUUUCCCUCACAGUUAAUCACAACCACCAUGAACGCAUCACUUUUCUCAUCUUAGUCUCUCCUGCACACCCACGUAGUUUUAGGUUUCCUUUGGCUACAGUUGCAUAACCCCAGUAUAUCGUGGACAGAUAGGAGGUUGUUGGGUUGGUCGCAGGGGAGGUGUCUCUCAGUGUCAAUCUGUGCCACCUCCGUGA